AUGGGCUUAGUGAAGAUCCUGACGAGCGGCAAGACGUAUACCACUUGCGGCGCGCCAGACUACUUUGCGCCCGAAGUCGUACGACAGGCAGGGAUGUCCAAAGCCGUAGAUUGGUGGACAUUGGGCAUUUUGAUCCACGAACUUUUAGCGGGACACGCGCCGUUUGAGGCUAGCGAUCAGCCCGACACGUACCAGAACAUCUGUCGAGGUGCUGAAGCCGUGAGCUUCUCCAGUUACGAAGACCGAGAUCCAGACGCUGUCGAUCUAGUGAAAUCUCUACUAGCAGAGCACUCCAACGACCGAUUACCAAUGAAGGGCUUGCGUAGUCUGCGACUGCACAAGUGGUACGCGCGAUUCGAGUGGGAAGCGUUGUACCAGUUCACGAUGCGGCCACCACAUCUCCCGAGGGUUCGAUCCGUCACGGAUCUGAGUAACUUCAGAGCGCAAGAGGCAGACCUGCCUCCUCCGAUCAGCUACCAAGACUCUGUGCAUGACGCAUGGGAUCAGGACUUCUAG
Molecule: messenger RNA, 516 nt
Organism: Amoebophrya sp. A25
Lineage: Eukaryota; Dinophyceae; Syndiniales; Amoebophryaceae
Source: the annotation of a GenBank genome assembly